Molecule: messenger RNA, 846 nt
Organism: Aspergillus alliaceus
Lineage: Eukaryota; Fungi; Ascomycota; Eurotiomycetes; Eurotiales; Aspergillaceae
Product: NADP-dependent oxidoreductase domain-containing protein
Exons: 4
Coding region: 1-846 (281 amino acids)
Source: RefSeq, a predicted model, not a curated record
AUGCUCUCGUUUAUAUCAUUCGGGUCGUGGCUUGAUCUCAAUCGGUGCCGCCAGCUGGCGCCAUCAGCAUCAGUCAGAGAUCCCCCUCUGUGCCUAGGAGCCAGGACAUUUGGAACCGCCGGGAAAAAGCAAUACGGAGUAUGCAGCAAAGACGACGCCAUUGAAAUCCUUGACUACUUCCUCGCAUCAAGAAAUAACCGGGAUACGAUGGUGAUUGCCGCCAAAUACACAGCGGGUUACCGGGGUCUCCACAAAGACAUAAUCCACGCCAACUGCGGCGGAAACGGAACCAAGUCCAUGCGAGUCUCGUUGGAAGCAUCACUUCGCAAACUCCAGACGACUUACAUUGAUCUAUUUUAUAUACACUCGUGGGACUAUACGGUCUCCAUUCCGGAGUUGAUGCACAGCCUAAAGGACCAUGUCACCUCCGGGAAAGGAAUCUGGAAUGCUUCGCUGCGUGACUUCGAAAGAGACAUCAUCCCUAUGUGCCGUGACGAAGGAAUAGGCCUAUGUCCUGACGGAGUUCUGAACCAAGACCGCUUCCAGACUGAGGCCGGAUUCAAGGCGCACGAGAAGAGCCAUGAUGGACGGAAUUCCAUUCCACUAUCUGACCGGGAUAAAAGGUUCCUCGCGUCUUGGAAGUUGUCGUGGAGGCUAAAAGGAGUAGAGCUUCUUCAAGUAGCCCUGGCAUAUGUUCUCCACAGAACGCCAUAUGUAUUUCCUAUUAUCGGUGCUAGGAAGCUUAAUCAUAUCAAAUGGGUUAUACCCGCGGCGGCGUACACGUUUGAUCUAGGCUUCCCGCAUACUUUCCUCAGCGGGACCCUAUUCACGAGUGAUGCCUCUUGA